AUGCGCUUCACCUUCCUUGUACUCACAACCCCCCUGCUAUUUUUAGGUCGCCAGACAUUUGCCAGUGAUCAUAAGAUUGACCCAUCCCUAGAUCCAACCAACAAAAUACAAACCUUCAGUUUUGAACGCAAAUUAUCAUGGACUAACCAAGAUUUUGACGUGACUCAGGACGACAACCAUGCUCACAUCAUGUCAGUCGAAGCUCACCUCAAAGAUAAGCUCAUCGCGAAGAGCCUUUUCGCCCUGGAUCUUACUCUACCCGGUGGCGAACGCUUAGGAAUCAAAAUCAAUGGAAAACUAGUAAACUGCGGAUUCAAACAAACUUACAAGAUGUCAAAUGGAGUCCAAUUUCUAAUUGAUCCACGUUUUGCAAACAUUGAUCGAUGGCACAUCAAGAAGUCGGGGUACAUCACACGCGAAUAUACCUGGAUGCGACACAUCCGAGGGCUUUCAGGUGUUGUAAUGAGGGAUGACGGCAGAAAGGUUGCCUACUUUUCAGCAAAAACUUGGGGAAGCGAGUUCUUGGCUGAUCUAAGUCACUCAACAUGGCCUCAAUCCUCGAGGUAUACAAUAAAAACAAAUGGAGACGUACCUCUUGAAGUCUUAGUUGCACUUUAUGCGAGCGCAGCUGUGAGAAAGGAUGUGUGCGGCUGGUGA
Molecule: messenger RNA, 657 nt
Organism: Puccinia triticina
Lineage: Eukaryota; Fungi; Basidiomycota; Pucciniomycetes; Pucciniales; Pucciniaceae
Exons: 4
Coding region: 1-657 (218 amino acids)
Source: RefSeq, a predicted model, not a curated record